Molecule: messenger RNA, 1650 nt
Organism: Exserohilum turcica Et28A
Lineage: Eukaryota; Fungi; Ascomycota; Dothideomycetes; Pleosporales; Pleosporaceae
Exons: 3
Coding region: 1-1650 (549 amino acids)
Biological process (GO): defense response; superoxide anion generation
Cellular component (GO): NADPH oxidase complex; plasma membrane
Molecular function (GO): superoxide-generating NAD(P)H oxidase activity
Source: RefSeq, a predicted model, not a curated record
AUGGGAGGAGGAGAAGUUUCCUGGUCGCGGUGGUUUGCGCCAUCCAAACUUGCCUUCAACUUCUUCUUCUAUGCCUUUCACUUUGCCCUAUUUGGCUAUGGAUGGUAUAAGCAGGCUGGCGACUCGCGUCUGGCUGCACUGAAUGCUCUGCAAUUCUCCGUGUGGGUGUCGCGAGGUGCGGGUUUAGUCCUUUCAGUUGAUACCAUGGUGAUCAUUAUGCCCAUGUGCAGAAAUAUUCUCCGAUGGCUGCGACCCAAGGUGCGCGUCUUGCCGCUUGAUGAGUCCAUCUGGUUCCACCGACAAGUCGCCUACGCCAUGGUCUACUUCACCAUUCUGCACGUAGCAGCGCAUUAUGUCAACUUCUUCAAUGUCGAAGUCACCCAAGUGCGACCUGAGCUCGCGCUCGAUAUCCACUAUGCUCAGGCUGGUGGCAUUACAGGACACAUUAUGCUGCUUUGCAUGCUUCUAAUGUACACGACAGCCCAUCACAGGAUCCGCCAACAAUCAUUCGAGACAUUCUGGUACACGCACCACCUCUUCAUCCCGUUCCUGCUCGGCAUGUACACACACGCGACUGGCUGUUUCGUCCGCGACACUGCUCAACCCUUUUCGCCGCUUGAUCACGACAACUUCUGGACCCACUGCAUUGGUUACGAAGGUUGGCGAUGGGAGCUGGUCGGUGGCGGUCUAUACCUCUUUGACCGCCUCUACCGAGAGAUUCGCUGCAGGCGCGAGACCAAGAUUGUCAAGGUUGUCCGCCACCCGUACGACGCUGUCGAGAUUCAGUUCACCAAGCCCAGCAUGAAGUACAAGCCCGGACAAUGGCUGUUCCUCAACUGCCCCGAAGUUAGCUACUACCAGUGGCAUCCAUUUACCAUUACCUCGUGCCCCAACGACCCGUAUAUUUCGGUCCACGUUCGCCAGGUUGGUGACUUUACCCGGGCCCUCGCCGAUGCCCUUGGUGCCGGUCAAUCGCAGUCUAAGCUGUACGACGAGCUAGACCCCAUGGGAAUGUACGAAAUUGCUCUGCAGCACGGCCAAAAGAUGCCCGCUCUCCGUAUCGAUGGACCCUACGGAGCUCCUGCUGAAGACGUGUUUGAGAACGAGGUUGCUGUCCUUAUUGGUACUGGUAUUGGUGUCACGCCCUGGGCCUCGAUUCUCAAGUCCAUCUACCACCUCCGUUUGAGCCCCAACCCACCCAAGCGUCUCCGCCGUGUCGAAUUUAUCUGGGUUUGCAAGGACACCUCUUCGUUUGAGUGGUUCCAGACGCUACUCUCGUCUCUCGAGGCGCAGUCUCUUGGCGGAUCGGACGGCGACCAGUUUUUGCGGAUUCACACAUACCUCACACAAAGAAUGGAUGUCAACACGGCGCAGAACAUUGUGCUCAACUCGGUUGGCACCGACAAGGACCCUCUGACAGAACUCAAGUCUCGUACCAACUUUGGUCGUCCCGACUUCCAGCGCUUGUUCUGCGGCAUGCGCGACGGUAUCCUGGACCGCACAUACAUGAACGGUCUCGAGAGCACGCUCCGUACCGAAAUCGGAGUCUACUUCUGCGGACCCAACGUGGCUGCGAGAGACAUCAAGAAUGCGUGCAAGCAGGCGGCUUGCACAGAAGUCAACUUUAAGUUCUGGAAGGAGCAUUUCUAG